CCAGCAUUGUAGACAUUAUUGGUAGUCCGGCUGUUCUACUGGCGACUCGCAACAAGAGCACGGAUGGCCUGCAUGUGAAGUCCCCUGCACUACGGUUAGUGGACAAGCCCAAGUUGGCGGACACAUUCGAGGGUUUAGAGAACACUGUGACGUUCCUGAUAAACUAUAAGAGUAUUGACCAAACGGAGUUGAGACCACGGUCGUUUGCAGCAAAGGUGUCUCAAAAAUUCACCGAAGCGUUUGCGAAUGACGUUUAUAUCUAUAGUAUACGUGACAAAGAAACCUUCAAAAAUGAGACACUUGGCUAUUACAAUGCAUUAAAAAAUAACAUCAUGGAUACGCGCGGACGACCGGAGGAGUUACUGGCGACUCGCAACAAGCGCGCGGUGUGCGCGGAUUUUAACAGAACGGAGGACAAUACAGAACUGGGCCGUUUCUAG
Messenger RNA from Sphaeroforma arctica JP610, 440 nucleotides. RefSeq lists its product as hypothetical. The annotation marks the transcript as partial. The record is from RefSeq and is a predicted model, not a curated record. Lineage: Eukaryota; Ichthyosporea; Ichthyophonida. The transcript has a single exon.